AUGUCCACUCCGACGGUACCUGUGCAGGCUGCAGCUGCACCUCUAAGUAGUGAAGAGCCAGGGCCUUCCUGUGGAGCAACAGAAUCAGAGCUGUGGACAGCACCAAAGACCCGGUUUCUAAUAGGAAACUACAAUGAACUCAAACAGCUAGUUGGAAAAAAGGGUGGAUUCCGGAUCCGAGCGACAUUUGCAACAGAUGUGAGCCCUCUCCAGGUGGAAAACAAAUGGAAAAGUCUGGAGAAGGCUUACAAGAAGGCAAAGACGAAGAAUGGUUCGUCAGGUCACUCUCGAGUGUCCUGCGACCAUUAA
Messenger RNA from Ornithodoros turicata, 309 nucleotides. RefSeq lists its product as uncharacterized. The transcript is spliced from 2 exons. Bases 1 to 309 code for a protein of 102 amino acids. NCBI's taxonomy places the organism in Eukaryota, Metazoa, Arthropoda, Arachnida, Ixodida, Argasidae. The record is from RefSeq and is a predicted model, not a curated record.